Molecule: messenger RNA, 1032 nt
Organism: Magallana angulata
Lineage: Eukaryota; Metazoa; Mollusca; Bivalvia; Ostreida; Ostreidae
Product: putative nuclease HARBI1
Exons: 5
Coding region: 1-1032 (343 amino acids)
Source: RefSeq, a predicted model, not a curated record
AUGGCCGUCAGACGACGUCUGCAACGUCAACGUCGCCGUCGCAAUAGAGAUCCGAGACGUUUCAAUGAUCGUUCCAAUCCCCUAGAGACCCUCAAUGAAGCUGAGGUAUUCAAAAGGUAUCGAUUUGUUCCAGAAACUAUUAUGUUCCUUGUGAGUUUAAUGCAAGACCGGUUAACAUACCACAGCCAUCGAUACAACCCUCUUACCCCUCUGUAUCAAGUUUUAGUAGCGCUACGCUAUUUCGCUACGGGGUCGUUUUAUAUUACCAUUGGGGACACGCUGUUAGUAUCCAAGAGUUCUGCAGGGAGAGCCGUACGUCAGGUGACCGACCUUCUCUGUCAUCAUGUCAAGGAAUUUAUUCGUCUGCCUGGCAGAGAUGAGAUUUCUGGCAUAAAAAACAACUUCCAUAAACUUGCAGGAUUCCCGGGUGUUAUUGGUUGUGUAGAUGGAACAAUGAUAAAAAUUGUAUCCCCGUCAGAAAAUGAAGCAGAUUAUUUAUGCCGUAAAGGCUUUUAUGCGCUCAAUGUACAAAUGACAUGUGAUCCUCAGUUUAGAGUGUUGGAUGUCGUUGCAAAGUGGCCAGGAAGUGUGCACGAUGCUCGGAUUUUCAGGGAAUCCAACUUAUGCACACUUAUGGAAGAAGGGCAUAUAUCGGGCUUUCUACUAGGAGAUUCUGGAUACGGCCUGAAACCUUAUCUCUUGACCCCGUAUAUAGCGGAAGAUGCUCCUGGAAACAGACGCUAUAAUGCAGCACAUUGUAGAACAAGAGUCACGAUUGAGCAAACAUUUGGAAUUUUGAAAAAGAGAUUUCAUGCCCUCCACUGUGGCCUUCGGACCAAGCCUGAAAGAGCGUGCAGAAUAGUGACAGCAUGUGCUAUUCUCCACAACAUAGGUAUUCAACGGAGGGACAUUCUGAGAGACUCAGACUUGAUGAAUGCAGUUGAUGUGGCCGUGGACGUCCACGUUAGGGUUCCAGAUGACGCUGUAGGACGCACCGUGAGGGACCACGUGAGAGAUACAUACUUCUUAUGA